Pestalotiopsis fici W106-1 is the source of this 3282-nucleotide messenger RNA. RefSeq lists its product as uncharacterized. Gene Ontology annotation, biological process: sodium ion export across plasma membrane; intracellular potassium ion homeostasis; proton transmembrane transport. Gene Ontology annotation, molecular function: P-type sodium:potassium-exchanging transporter activity; ATP hydrolysis activity; ATP binding. The record is from RefSeq and is a predicted model, not a curated record. Gene Ontology annotation, cellular component: membrane. The transcript is spliced from 9 exons. Bases 1 to 3282 code for a protein of 1093 amino acids. Lineage: Eukaryota; Fungi; Ascomycota; Sordariomycetes; Amphisphaeriales; Sporocadaceae.
AUGGACGAGCCGGAUCUGAAGCAGAGCGCUGCAGAGCGCAUUCGCUGGGGGGAUGACGCCGAAAAUGGCCUUCCUGCUCGCGAGCUGCGUCGUACUAACUCCAGAGGGUCCAUGUCGAUUCACAGCGUACGAUCCCGUCGUGAAGUUGACCCUUCCAUUGCUCUCCCUAUUCAGUACCGAACUGUGUCGUUCAACAUUGAAGAGUCCAAGGCGAAGGAUGCUGUCGAAGCUGCAAAGGCAAAGGACGCAGCUACCAAAGAACUGUCCUCCCUCGAAUGGCACACUCUCCCCACCGACGAGGUUCUUCGCCGCCUGAGCUCGUCGAUUGCCCACGGUCUCUCCCCAGAACAAGUGUCCCGCAAGUUCAAGGAAUUCGGUCGCAAUGCUCCCUCCCCUCCCAAGUCCAACACUCUUUCCAAAUAUCUCGGCUACCUGUUCAAGGGUUUCGGACCUGUCCUGCUCAUCGGUGCCGUCCUCGUCUUUGUAUCAUGGAAACCCCUCGGUGAACCAAACCCGGCCAUUGCAAACUUGGCUCUGGCCAUUGUCCUCGUUGCCGUCUUCUUCAUUCAAGCUGCUUUCAACAUGUGGCAAGACUUUAGCUCGUCUCGGGUCAUGAAGAGCAUCAAGAACAUGUUGCCCGAGGACUGUCUCGUCAUUCGCGAUGGCAAGCAAUCAUCCAUGUCGGCCAUUGACCUGGUUCCCGGAGACAUUGUUACCGUCAAGGCUGGCAACAAACUUCCUGCCGACAUUCGCUUCCUCCAGGUCUCGGGUGAUGCCAGAUUUGACCGGUCCAUCCUGACUGGUGAAUCUGUGCCGCUCGCCGCCACUGUCGACUCGACUGAUGAUAACUACCUGGAAACCAAGAACAUUGGUCUGCAGGGAACUCACUGUACUUCAGGUACCUGUACUGGUAUCGUUGUCGGCACUGGUGACCGUACCGUCUUUGGCCGGAUCGCAAACUUGACCAAUGAACCCAAGGCCAAGAUGACCACCCUCGAGCGCGAGGUUCUCUACUUUGUCAUAAUCAUUUGCUCCAUCAUGAUUACCAUGAUUGCCAUUGUACUGAUUGUCUGGGGCGCGUGGCUUCGCACUGAGCAUCCUGGUUGGAUCAGUGUGCCCAUGCUCAUUGUCAGCUGUGUCAGUGUCGCCAUUGCCUUUAUCCCCGAAGGUCUACCCAUUGCCGUCACGGCCGGUCUCACCAUCACCGCCGGUAUCAUGCAGAAGAACAAGGUCCUGUGUAAAUCGCUCAAGACUGUAGAGACUCUGGGAUCGGUCUCGGUUAUCUGCUCUGACAAGACUGGAACACUUACUCAGAACCUCAUGACUGUAACGGAAUGCACAAUCGGGACCAGCACAGUCACUACCGAGGAUGCCGAAGAGCAGCUUGGCAGAAAGGUUACUCCCGACUCGGCGCCGGCGGCCGCCAGUGGCAUUAGCCAGAUGCGCGCCCUUUCCGCCUUGUGUAAUGCCGCUGAAUUUGAUGCUGCCACCAACAACUUGCCCAUUGAGCAGAGACGCGUCUAUGGUGAUGCAACUGAUCAGGCCAUUCUGCGAUUCUCUGAGAAGCUCGGCUCCGUCAGUCACAUGCGCCAGUGCUGGCAAAAGACCUUUGACCUCGCCUUCAACUCCAAGAACAAGUACAUGAUCCGGGCCUUUUCUCUCUUCAAGAAUGACUGUCUCGCCGCAACUCUACCUCAAUCCGAAGCCGAAAUCUUCAAGCAAGGCGAUACUCUACUCACAAUCAAGGGUGCCCCUGAUGUUCUCGUCGGUCGCUGCUCCUACUACAUUACCAGCUCCGGAGAAGCUCAGCCCUUUGACGCCGACAUGCGAGCCACCAUCGAGGGCGUCAAGAACAUCUACAGCAGUCAGGGAAAGCGAUGCAUCCUCCUCGCCCGCAAGACCAUUCGUCGCGCAGACGUCAGAAACCAGGCCGGCACUACCCAGUUUGAAGACGAGAUGGCCGAGCAGGCCAAGACUGGUCUUACGCUUGUUGGUCUCGUCGCCAUUGUCGAUCCCCUUCGCCCCGAGAUCAAAUCGGUCGUCUCGACUCUCCGUGGUGCUGGUAUCCGCUUCUUCAUGGUUACUGGUGACUUUGCCCUCACUGCUCUCGCCAUUGCACAAGAUGCCGGUAUUGUCACGCUUCCCACCCCGGCAGUCCACGGCCUGGAGAACCUACCUCGUGAGGAGGUCGCGGACGAUGAAAAAUCCAUGGUCUCUCGCCAGUCCAUUGUCCUCAGCGGCCCAGAUCUGAUGGGCAUGAGCGCGCACCAGUGGAAGAUUCUGACACAGUACGAAGAGGUCGUCUUUGCGCGCACCACGCCCGAGCAGAAGCUGCGCAUCGUCAAGGAGUUCCAAAACAGUGGCGUCGUCGCCAUGACGGGUGACGGUGUCAAUGACGCCCCCUCGCUCAAGGCCGCCGACGUUGGUAUCGCCAUGGGCAGCGGUUCCGACAUUGCCAUUGAAGCUGCCGACAUGGUUCUCCUCGACUCGUUUGCCUCGGUCGUCGAGGCUGUUCAGUAUGGUCGUGUCGUCUUUGACAACCUCAAGAAGGUCAUUUGCUACUUGCUCCCCGCUGGUUCGUUUGCCGAGUUCUGGCCCGUCAUGACCAAUGUCUGCUUUGGUCUGCCGCAGAUCCUGUCAUCUUUCCUCAUGAUUAUCAUCUGCUGUUUCACCGACUGCGCUGCCGCCACUGCCUUGUCGUACGAAAAGCCCGAAGCCGAUGUCCUCCUCCGCAAGCCCCGAGAUGUCAAGAAGGAUCGCCUGGUCGACUGGCAGCUCAUCCUUCACGCAUACGGUGUCCUCGGUGUCUUGGAGACGGUCGCUUCCUUUGCCAUGGCCUACUGGUACCUCGAGCGCAGCGGCAUCCCCUUUGGCACCCUUUGGUUCGGUUUCGGCGCAGUGCCGGAUGGUGUCGAUUCCGCCUACUACACCCAGAAGCUCAAUGAAGCCUCUUCGGUGUAUUUCAUCAACCUGGUUGUCAUGCAAUGGUUUAACCUCAUGGCUAUCCGUACCCGCCGCUGGAGCAUCUUCCAACACCCCCCGGCCUUCAACAAGCUAACGCAGAAUCUCUGGCUGUUCCCGGCCAUCAUCUUUGCCCUGCUCAUGGCCAUCUUUUGGCUCUACGUGCCCGUCUUUCAGGCCGUUCUCGGCACUACCGAGGUGCCCGUCGAGCACUACUUUUUGCCAUUUGCCUUUGGCAUGUUUAUUUUGUUGUUUGAUGAGGGUCGCAAGUACCUGGUCCGCAAGUAUCCUAACGGAACUGUUGCCAAGUUUGCUUGGUAG